AUGAUGAGCGCUCAAGAGCCACAACAGCGAAUCCCCCCAAGCUCUGACGAUGGGGCUAACAGCCAGGAGUCAGCUGGUCCAGUUGCGGCAGUCUUGCGACCUCGUCUUCGGCGAGAACAAAGGGCAUGCGAUGGUUGUCGACGGAAACGGCGUGUUUGCGAUGGAACACGGGUCAAGGGGUGCACUACAUGUCAAGAAGCAGGAAUCGAGUGCCGUUUUACAGGCGCCCCGCGAAAACAUCCACAAUAUAUUGAAGGGCUAGAAACCCGAUUGAUGGCAAACGAGAAGGUCAUCCGCGCCCAAGCGAGUGUGCCUGAGACGGUCGCUACCGAUACCUCUCCUCAUAUCCUUCGCGGCAUUGCAGCGUUGCUCGAGGUCGUCUCCACCCAAAUACACUCUGCAAAUGACAAACAGCCAACGGCUGUGGAGGAUGACGACUUGUUCGACCGCUUACGGGUGCUGAGUCUGUGUACAUAUGGCAAACAAUUUCAGAAUGUGGCCAGUCGAUGGGGUCUUGUGGCAACAGCUAUCGAGCAGCGCGAGUUGUAUGAGAGAAAGCAACUGCGAUGGCGGAAUCGCAGGACGAAAUACUGGAUAGAGCAUCAGUUUCCACGAUACCCUCUGUCCCGACCAGACAUUCGUCCCCUCGUCUUUCCGCCCCACGACCUUCUCUUAUCAUUGUUUGACCUCUACUUCCGGCACGAAAACAUCUAUUAUCCCGUUCUCCACCGACUAUCUUUUACUCGCAACGUCAUCGACGGUCUCCAUCUCCGCGACCGUGACUUUGGCACAAUUGUCCUUCUCGUUUGCGCCAUUGGGGCCAAGUAUUCUGCUGACCCCCGCGUAUUGUACCGCAGGGAUGGUACAUACGACGAGCUCCAUGUUGGCGAGCAGUAUUUUGAACAAGUCUCGUUUACGAUGGACUACUUGUUCAACGGUCCAACACUCGCACAUAUUCAAUUCUGUGCUCUGGCUUCGAUGUACCUUCAAUUCUCCGGACCAUUUCAGUCCACACUGGUUGCUAUGGGCAUUAAGAUUGCCCAGGACCGGGGCAUCCACCGCUGGCGUAUGAUGUCAAACACUCCCCGAACCAUAGCAGAACAAUGGAAGCGCGCAUUUUGGUGUCUUUUCUGUAUGGAUCGGCAGGCGGCGUUCUCCUUUGGCCAGCCGCUAGCCAUAGAAGGCUACGAUAUGGACACUGAUCUUCCUUCGGAAUGCGAUGACGAAUACUGGCUCGGAGGGGCUGGCGUUAGCCCUGAGGAUGCACCGUUCGCCCAACCCGCAGACCAACCAUCUCAUGUCGCAUUUUUGACGCAGUUCAUUCAACUGAACCAGCUACAAGGCCUUGUCUUUCGCGGCUUGUACAGUCUUCAUAAAUGCCGAAGCAUUCUUGCGAUUCGAGAAGAUCGUUGGCAACAUAGAAUGGUGGGUGAGCUGGAUUUGGCGCUUGAUUCCUGGCUUGAGAGAGUUCCCGCACAUCUGCGACUGGACAACUAUGUCGAUCGCGGAGAGAUGCCUUUGGACGACAUCUUCUUCGACCAGGCCGUCAUGCUCCAUGCUGCAUUUCAUUCUCUCCGAAUACACGUUCAUGGCCAGUUUUUGCCGAUUGUCCGACAACACACCCCUAACUUCAACUUGCCCUCCUCAGCAAUGUCCACAGACGCCGCCCGAGCGAUAAGUCGGGUUUUGCAUCUCCAACGCCAGCAAAGGAUCAUUCCCGUUCCAAGUGUUACUCCUUUCGCUUUCACCGCUGGCCUCAUUCUAGUCAUCAAUCUGUGGAAUGCAGCCCGGACGGCAGGGUUGUCCCCUCAUAUGAACACGACCGUGGACGAUAUUUCUCGAUUGAUGCAAGUCCUCCAAAUUUGCGAGCCUAGAUGGCGCUCUCCGGGUCUGUUUUGGGAUCUUCUUUCCGAACUUUCAUUUCACGAGGCUAUGCUGCCAUGGCCAUGCGACAACCCGAAAGCAGUCCAGUCAAACGUAGUAAACAACAACAACAAACGCCGCCGACCCGCUGCACAGAUGGCUGCAACAGCUGUUCAACCUGUCUUGACGCCUUUCAUGAGGUCAUCGCUGGAAUAUGCUCUCAUCGCAAACCCGCCUUACUGA
Molecule: messenger RNA, 2106 nt
Organism: Mycena indigotica
Lineage: Eukaryota; Fungi; Basidiomycota; Agaricomycetes; Agaricales; Mycenaceae
Product: Zn(2)-C6 fungal-type domain-containing protein
Exons: 14
Coding region: 1-2106 (701 amino acids)
Biological process (GO): regulation of DNA-templated transcription; DNA-templated transcription
Molecular function (GO): DNA binding; zinc ion binding; DNA-binding transcription factor activity, RNA polymerase II-specific
Source: RefSeq, a predicted model, not a curated record